Messenger RNA from Telopea speciosissima, 2312 nucleotides. Its product is annotated as subtilisin-like protease SBT1.8. The transcript has 2 exons. Gene Ontology annotation, biological process: proteolysis. Bases 5 to 2311 code for a protein of 768 amino acids. NCBI's taxonomy places the organism in Eukaryota, Viridiplantae, Streptophyta, Magnoliopsida, Proteales, Proteaceae. Gene Ontology annotation, molecular function: serine-type endopeptidase activity. The record is from RefSeq and is a predicted model, not a curated record.
AACGAUGGCUUCUCUAUCCUGCUAUUCCGUCUUUUUUCUUCUUCUUCUCCUCUUUUCCUGUUUUCUUAAUGUCAUGGCAGCCAAGCAGACCUACAUUGUACAUAUGAAGCAUCACCAUAAGCCCUCAUCCUUCGCCACCCACCACGAUUGGUACGUUUCCCAUCUUCAAUCCCUCUCAUCCCAUCCUUCUUCCCUUCUCUACACCUACACCACCGCCUACCAUGGUUUCGCCGCCUCCCUCGACCCUGACCAAGCCAAGUCCCUCCGCCUAUCCUACUCUGUUCUGGGUGUGUACCAGGACUCUGUUUACCACCUCCACACCACUCGUACCCCCAAGUUCCUAGGCCUUGACACAGACCAUGGCUUGUGGGCAGGUCACCCCACGCAGGAUCUCGACGAAGCUUCCGAAAAUGUCAUAAUCGGCUUCCUCGACACCGGCAUUUGGCCUGAAUCCAAGAGCUUCGACGAUUCGGGAAUGGCCCAAGUCCCUUCCAGAUGGCGAGGCCAGUGCGAAUCCGGCGUCGAUUUCAGCCCUUCUCUGUGCAACAGGAAACUCAUCGGUGCUCGUAGCUUCUCUAAGGGCUACCUAAUGGCCUCAGGUGGGAAAUUCAAGAAGGAAAUUAAGGAGAUAGACUCGCCUCGGGACCAAGUCGGACACGGCACUCACACGACGAGUACCGCCGCUGGGUCACCUGUCGUGAACGCUAGCUUCCUCGGCUACGCCAAUGGUACUGCUCGCGGGAUGGCCACACGAGCUCGUGUCGCCUCUUAUAAGGUGUGUUGGAGCACCGGUUGCUUUGGUUCCGACGUUCUCGCUGCAAUGGAUCGUGCCAUUGCCGACGGUGUUGAUAUCCUCUCGCUUUCCCUCGGAAGUAAGCCACAACCUUACUACCGUGACCCAAUUGCCAUCGGAACAUUUACGGCUUUGGAGAUGGGAAUCUUCGUGUCCAGCUCCGGUGGGAAUACUGGGCCCGGCCGGGCAUCGGUGGUCAAUGCGGCUCCUUGGAUGACCACCGUCGGCGCCGGAACUCUGGAUCGUGAUUUCCCUGGUUACAUUCAGCUCGGGAAUGGGAAACGGUUCGUCGGCGUGGGGCUGGACAGGGCAACCGGGAUGGGUUCGAAAGCGGUUGGUUUGGUUUACGAUAAAACCAACAGUUCGAGCAGCUUCUGCUUGCCUGGUUCGCUUGAACCGGGGCAGGUUCGUGGAAAGGUGGUGUUAUGCGGCAAUGGUAUCAAUGAGCGAGUGGAGAAGGGUGAGGUGGUACGCGCCGCCGGGGGAUUGGGGAUGAUACUGGCCCAUUCCGCGGCCAGUGGGGAGGUGUUGGUGGCAGACUGCCAUAUGAUACCGGCGGUGUCGGUGGAAAUGAAAGUAGGGGAUAUGAUCAGGGAAUAUGUGGUGUCCGAUCCAAAUCCGACGGUCCUACUGAGCUUUGGAGGGACAGUGCUGAAUGUACGUCGGUCACCGGUGGUAGCCGCAUUCAGUUCAAGAGGGCCCAACACGAUUACACCCCAGAUAUUGAAACCGGACCUGAUCGGACCAGGGGUUAACAUCUUGGCUGGGUGGUCGGAUUUGGUGGGACCCACUGGUCUUGCGCAAGACACCAUGAAGACCCGGUUCAAUAUCAUGUCAGGUACAUCAAUGUCGUGUCCCCACAUCAGUGGGGUGGCUGCGUUGCUCAAGGCGGCCCACCCGGAUUGGAGCCCAACUGCCAUCAAAUCCGCGCUCAUGACGACUGCCUACACCCACGACAACACCAAAUCCCCUCUCCGCGACGCCGCAGGUGGUGGUUUCUCCACACCAUGGGCCCAUGGGUCGGGUCAUGUGGACCCGCGUAAAGCCCUCUCCCCUGGCCUUGUCUACGAUGCUACCCUCGCAGACUACAUUGCUUUAAUCUGCUCAUUAGACAACAGCACCGAUCACGUUCAAGCCAUCACCAAGCGGCCCAACGUCACUUGUUCCCGGCGGUUCAAAGACCCGGUUGAGUUCAAUUACCCAUCGUUCUCGGUGUCGUUUGAGAAGACCCGGUGGGUCGUCGAGUACACCAGAGAAUUGACCAAUGUCGGGGCUGCCUCUUCCACCUAUAACGUUACUGUGUGUGGGUCCCCAAGCGUAGAGGUGAAAGUCACUCCCACUAGGCUUGUGUUCAGAGAGGUAGGGGAGAAGCUGAGAUACACAGUCACGUUCGUGGCAAAGAAGGGUAUGAUGAAUCGGGUUGAAACGGGUCCGGAGUCCGGGUGGAUCGUUUGGGGUAACGAGCAAUACCAAGUUCGAAGCCCAGUCUCUUACGAAUGGACGCAAUCACAACUGUGAU